UGUGGCGGAAGUGACGGCGGUGCAGAUCCGGAUCGGCUUUGAACUGUUUUUCAGCGGUCACUGACGGGUUUAUUAGCCGAGCUGCGGGUCCGGCGGGCGGGCAGAGACACGCUGCUGCCAGCCGCGCACUGUUUACUCCGUAUCCGCGGACUGGAGGAGUGAGAGGAGGACGGGCUGGACUCUGUGUUUAGCUUUAAGCCCGAGAGAGAGAGCAGGGUGUGAGUCCGCCGUGAUCACAGCGGAUCUACUGGAUCACCGACAAGGAAACUAACCUAGACUAAGCUAGACUACUUCUCUGUACAGACAGACAGACCUGCCGCCUCCGCGAAACUUCACACAGACACUUUCACCUGAACUACUGCAGCUCUUUCUCUUUCUCUCUAAAGCCACGCUGAACCGAGGAUGAGUCCGGAGCUGCUCUUCACACACGAUAACUGAAUGUGGACCCCGAUCUGAUCUGGAAGAACAGCGUGUAAAAGUCCCUGUGAAGUUAGUUUAGUUUAGUUAGAUGGUCUGUUAGGAUCACAGCGCUGUAUUAUGGUUGACAUGCUGAAGACUCGGCAGUGCAUGCUGUGUGUCCGCACUUUCUUCGGCGUUACGUCCAAAAUAUGGAGCUUCUUUUUAUACAUUCUCAGGAAACACCUCCGGACGAUAAUUCAGUAUCAGACAGUCCGAUAUGAUACCUUACCCCUGUCACCGCUCUCCAGAAACAGACUAAAUGCAGUAAGGCGAAAGAUUCUUGUUUUAGAUCUUGAUGAGACACUUAUUCACUCUCACCAUGACGGGGUAUUGAGACCGACGGUACGACCUGGCACUCCUCCAGACUUCAUCCUCAAAGUUGUUAUAGAUCGGCAUCCAGUACGAUUUUUCGUGCAUAAAAGGCCCCAUGUGGACUUCUUCUUAGAGGUGGUGAGUCAGUGGUACGAGCUGGUAGUCUUCACUGCUAGUAUGGAAAUCUAUGGCUGUGCAGUAGCCGACAAGCUAGACAACAACAAAGGCAUCCUGAAUCGCAGAUACUACAGACAGCAUUGUACAUUGGAUUUAGGGAGUUAUAUAAAAGACCUGUCUGUCGUACACGCUGACCUUUCCAGUAUAGUAAUUCUUGACAACUCGCCUGGGGCAUAUCGCAGCCAUCCAGAUAAUGCAAUACCCAUAAAGUCGUGGUUUAGCGACCCCAGUGACACAGCACUUCUUAACCUGCUGCCAAUGCUGGAUGCAUUAAGAUUUACCUCUGAUGUCCGGUCCGUCCUUAGCCGAAACCUCCACCAGCACCGACUUUGGUGAUUAUCCAGCUAAGAGACUGGAUGAGCAAAUCCAUGUCCGCUCUCCGUCCGUGUCGACGGCAGCUUCUCACAGCACCCAGUCUGAGGGUGAUUGGACAGAUGCCUAAAUCUGGGCUAAACAGGCUUUAGGGAUGUAGAGAUGGCUGACUUGAAGAGGACUGGGGACAUUGUCUAGUUUUCCUUUUCUUUUUUUCUCUCAUAAUGGUUGUCUCUGCCUUACAGUUCUCGUGGAGGAGAGAAGUGAAUGCUUGUGUGUGUGUUUGUGUGAGAAAUUGUGGUCUAUUAGACAGUAUGAUGUGUGAAUGAUGCCUGUGAUUUUUUUUUUCUUUUAAAACUUUUGACAGUACUGAAUGGAUAAACUUUAAGGCAACAAAGAUUUUUAUCGGAAUGUCUGUUUGGACCCCAUGCCUCUAACUAUGUUUUAAAUGGGGGUCUAUUGAAAAAAGUAUCUAUGUGCUACAGGCACUCUGGACAUUUUGGCAAUGUUUAAUGGCUUUUUUUUUUUUUUUUUUUUUUGACUGUGACCUCUACGUCCCAGCUGAAUUCAGGGUAAAUUUAAUGCUGUUGGAGUAUUGUUGAGGUACAGUGUUGAAAGAAGUAUUUAAGGAUUUAUGUACAAUAUAAGCUAACUCUUGGUAAUUGCAUAUGGCUAUAUGUAUGAAAAAUUUGCAGGAAAUUCAAUCAUUUUGUACCUCUGGUCAGUUCAUUCUUUUCCACACUCAAACAUCUAGAACCUACCUGGAGAGCAGUAAGCCAGUCUGGUGACUGUCACAGAAUGUUUCUGCUUUCUCAGCUGCAGUUCUUUAAAAUUGAACAAAAACGGUUUUCAUAACUUGAAUUUAGGACUUGCAUUACAAUGAAUACUGUGUUGCAAGCCUGUAUAACUGUGCUGAACAGCUAACUGAGCAUCCACCCCCAACUUUUGUACUCUAUGCAUAUCCUGUUGUUUUUUUCUGUUCAUCUUUCAGAUAAAUUCUACUCUUGAUGAAUCUCAAGGCAGCUCCCAGGGACUCAGUCCUCAGAUCUGCACAUUACUAAUAAAAUACAUCAGUGUCA
Messenger RNA from Astyanax mexicanus (Mexican tetra), 2339 nucleotides. RefSeq names its product CTD nuclear envelope phosphatase 1b (gene ctdnep1b). The coding region runs from base 538 to 1284 and encodes 248 amino acids. The record is from RefSeq and is a predicted model, not a curated record. The transcript has 7 exons. Lineage: Eukaryota; Metazoa; Chordata; Actinopteri; Characiformes; Acestrorhamphidae. Gene Ontology annotation, molecular function: protein serine/threonine phosphatase activity.